AUGGAAGGGAAAAACCAUACCAGUGUGACAGAAUUCAUUUUCGUGGGCUUUAUGGAUGAUCCAGACCUCCAGAUCCCACUCUUUUUGUUGUUCCUUGGUAUUUACACCGUGACUGUAGUGGGCAACCUUGGGAUGAUUGUUUUAAUUCAAAUUGAUGCCCGACUUCAGACACCGAUGUACUUCUUUCUCAGUAACCUCUCAUUUGUAGAUUUUGUUUAUUCAUCUGCCAUCACUCCUAAGAUGCUGAUGACCUUUGUAUCUGAUAAAAGGACCAUUUCCUUCAUUGAGUGUGCCUUACAAUUUUAUUUUGUCUGUCUCUGUGUGACAAAUGAAUGCUGCCUUUUGGCUGUGAUGGCCUAUGACCGCUUUGUAGCUAUUUGUAGUCCACUGCUUUAUCACUCUGCAAUGUCUAAGAGACUUUGCAUCUUACUUGUUAUGGCAUCAUACAUUACUAGUAUUGUAAAUUCUACCACACAGGGUAUUUUUAUAUUUAGUUUGUCUUUCUGUGGCUCCAAUGUCAUUAAUCAUUUCUUCUGUGAUAUCCCUCCAAUCCUGAAGUUGUCUUGCUCUGAUAUUCACAACACAGAUCUUGUCCAUUUUACCUUUUCUUCCAUAAUUGUGAUGAGUACCAUACUAAUUAUCCUUGUCUCCUAUAUUUACAUUGUUGCCACCAUUCUGAAGAUCCGAUCUGUUGAGGGGAGACGCAAGGCUUUUUCGACCUGUGCUUCUCAUCUCACAGCUGUCAUGAUGUUCUAUGGGACUCUGAGCUUUAUGUAUUUGCGUCCCACUUCAGGUUAUACCAUGGCCCAGGACAAAGUCAUUUCUGUCUUUUACACACUUGUGAUUCCAAUGCUAAAUCCUUUGAUUUAUAGUUUAAGGAACAAAGAAGUAAAGGCAGCUGUGAAAAGGGCAAUAGACCGAAAGAUCAUCUCCCAAUGA
Sceloporus undulatus (fence lizard) is the source of this 939-nucleotide messenger RNA. Its product is annotated as olfactory receptor 1019-like. Gene Ontology annotation, biological process: sensory perception of smell; G protein-coupled receptor signaling pathway. Gene Ontology annotation, cellular component: membrane. The transcript has a single exon. NCBI's taxonomy places the organism in Eukaryota, Metazoa, Chordata, Lepidosauria, Squamata, Phrynosomatidae. Bases 1 to 939 code for a protein of 312 amino acids. The record is from RefSeq and is a predicted model, not a curated record. Gene Ontology annotation, molecular function: odorant binding; G protein-coupled receptor activity; olfactory receptor activity.